AUGUGUAUAGAUUAUACAGAUAUCAACAAAGCCUAUCCAAAAGAUAGGUUUCCGCUUUCUCGUAUUGACCAGUUAGUUGAUACCACUUCAGGACAUCAUAUAUUGAGCUUUAUGGAUGCUUAUUUUGGCUAUAAUCAAAUAAAGAUGAAUCCUGCUGAUGAAGAAGCGACAACCUUUCAAAAGGACAAAGGGUUAUACUGCUAUCGGGUGAUGCCCUUCGGGCUCAAAAAUGCUGGAGCAACUUAUCAACGCCUCAUGAAUAAGGUUUUCAAAAAUCUUAUUAGACGUACUAUGGAGGUGCAUUAUAAUAUGCGACUCAACCCAGCUAAUUGCAUCUUUGGAGUUGCUUCUGAAAAGUUUUUGGGGUUUAUGAUAACCCAUAGGGGGAUUGAGGCUAAUCCUGAAAAGAUUAAGGCACUAAGGGAUAUGAUGCCACUGAAGAAUAUUAAGGAAGUCCAAAGGCUAAAUGGGAGAAUUACAACACUAUCUCAUUUUCUGGCACGCUCAGGAGACAAAUAUUUGCUGUUCUUCAAAUAUCCUGCAAAGCCAGAAGCUUCGGGUAGGCUCGUUAAGUGGUCUGUAGAGCUAGAAGAAUUUGACAUCCACUACUUCCCUAUGCCCGAUAUUAAAUCUCAAGCACUUACAGAUUUUGUAAUUGAAUGCACCAUCCCAGUAUCAGAUAUUCAACCAAGCUUCGCCUUCUCCUCCAAGCUUGACGUUAGUCCCUGGCCUUUUGUCCAAUGGGGAAUCGAUAUAAUAGAACCCUUCCAUAUAGCCAAUAGACAACGAAAAUUCAUUAUCUAUCCUGCAGAUUACUUCACCAAAUGGGUGGAAGCAGAACCUUUGGCGAAGAUUGCUAAAGCAAAUGCCAAGCAGUUCUUAUGGAAGAAUAUAAUCUGUCGCUUUGGUAUUCCUACAAGAGUCAUCACUGAUAACGGGACACAUUUCACUGGGAGGAUCUUUACAUCUUUUUUUAAGGAUUUUCAUAUUCAGCUCAUCCACACAGAUGUCGCCCAUCCUCAAGCAAAUGGACAAACAGAAGUCACUAAUUGA
Messenger RNA from Dendrobium catenatum, 1053 nucleotides. RefSeq lists its product as uncharacterized. Gene Ontology annotation, biological process: DNA integration. Gene Ontology annotation, molecular function: nucleic acid binding. NCBI's taxonomy places the organism in Eukaryota, Viridiplantae, Streptophyta, Magnoliopsida, Asparagales, Orchidaceae. Bases 1 to 1053 code for a protein of 350 amino acids. The transcript is spliced from 4 exons. The record is from RefSeq and is a predicted model, not a curated record.